Molecule: messenger RNA, 3146 nt
Organism: Siniperca chuatsi (mandarin fish)
Lineage: Eukaryota; Metazoa; Chordata; Actinopteri; Centrarchiformes; Sinipercidae
Gene: dlat
Product: dihydrolipoamide S-acetyltransferase (E2 component of pyruvate dehydrogenase complex)
Exons: 14
Coding region: 377-2272 (631 amino acids)
Biological process (GO): pyruvate decarboxylation to acetyl-CoA
Cellular component (GO): pyruvate dehydrogenase complex
Molecular function (GO): dihydrolipoyllysine-residue acetyltransferase activity
Source: RefSeq, a predicted model, not a curated record
AGUAAAAUAUAACCGUGCAGCUCUUGAAUAGAGUUUCUAGUGAACCAUCAAGCUUUGGAUAAAUGUCUUAUUCUUAAUUUAAUUUAUAAAUUUGGUUAGGUUUUUAGUUUUAUUCAGAGUGGUGGUGUUUAUAUGGUAUUCGGUAACUCAAAUUUGAACGGCCACCGUUUACGACACCUUUUUCGAAGCGACGGCAGGACAAGGAGGAGAGCCGUAAAGCGUUCUGUUUUGGACUGGAGGAGGUCAUUAGAAAGUGAGGAGUAAGUACGGGCCGGUUCUCGAGGCACAGAGACAUUCGGUACCAGCGUAUCUCUGAUGCCGGUGUAAGACAAAUACAUUAUUUAACAGCUCUGUGUAGUUUUUCAACCGCUGCGAAAUGCUUCGUCUGAUCUUGCGGCUCAGGCCGUCCGCCGGGCUCCGAUGUCCCCGUGCCCUCCCGACCGGGCCUGCUGCACUCGGCUCCCGCUCCGUGCCCGGAACCGGUUGUCUGAGGCGGCUUCACUGCGGAACGGGGUCCCGGACCGUGUGUUUGGGCUCCGGCUUCAGCCACAAAGGGACUCUGCUGCGGUGUCAGAGCAAGCGUUUCUACAGCCUGCCACCGCACCAGAAGGUGGAGCUUCCUGCACUGUCCCCCACCAUGCAGACAGGAACGAUCGCUCGCUGGGAGAAGAAGGAAGGAGAGAAAAUCUGCGAGGGCGAACUUAUAGCUGAGGUGGAGACUGACAAGGCCACUGUGGGUUUUGAGAUGCUGGAGGAGUGCUAUCUUGCAAAGAUCCUUGUUCCUGAAGGGACCCGAGAUGUCAGCAUUGGAGCAGUAAUCUGCAUCACGGUUGAUAGCCCUGAUCUCAUCCCAGCCUUUAAGGACGUAACAUUGGACUCAAUUAAAGCAGCUGGUGCUGGUCCUUCACCAGUUGCCUCAGCUCCUCCUCCUCCUCCUCCUGCUGCUGCAGCAGCCCCUGCAGCCCCGGGCAGCUCUUACCCCACACACAUGAAGAUCACACUUCCUGCCCUCUCUCCCACCAUGACGAUGGGAACAGUGCAGCGCUGGGAGAAGAAGGUGGGAGAGAAGUUGAGCGAAGGAGAUCUGCUGGCUGAGAUCGAGACUGAUAAGGCGACCAUCGGCUUUGAGGUGCAAGAGGAGGGAUAUUUGGCAAAAAUCAUGGUGGCAGAGGGAACUCGGGAUGUUCCCCUGGGAACGCCGCUCUGCAUCAUUGUAGAGAAAGAAAGUGACAUUGCUGCCUUCAAGGAUUAUGUAGAGACUGGAGUCGCAGAGGUUUCCACACCACCUCCAGCUCCAGCACCGGCUGCAGCUCCGGCUGCUGCAGCACCCAGUCCUGCUCCCGCAGCUGCACCCAGGAAGGGUCGUGUGUUUGCCAGCCCACUCGCCAAGAAACUCGCUGCUGAGAAAGGGAUUGAUCUGACACAGGUCAGCGGCUCUGGUCCGGAUGGACGCAUCACCAGGAAAGAUAUUGACAGCUUUGUUCCACCAAAGGCUGCACCUGCUGUAGCUGCUGCUCCCACUGCAGCCGCAGCUCCAGCUGCUCCUACACCUGCUGCAGCUCCUGCUGCACCAGCUGGGACCUUCACAGACAUCCCUAUCAGCAACAUCCGCAAGGUGAUCGCUCAGAGGUUGAUGCAAUCCAAGCAAACCAUCCCCCACUAUUAUCUGUCUGUAGAUGUCAACAUGGACCAAGUACUCGAGCUUCGGAAAGAGCUCAAUGCUGAAGUGAAAGCCCAGAAUAUUAAGCUUAGUGUUAAUGACUUCAUCAUCAAAGCCAGCGCUCUGGCCUGCCUCAAGGUUCCAGAGUGCAACUCCUCCUGGAUGGACACAGUUAUCCGCCAGAAUCAUGUGGUGGACCUGAGUGUAGCAGUGAGCACAGCCAGCGGCCUCAUCACGCCCAUAGUGUUUAAUGCCCACACCAAAGGACUGGCUGCCAUCAGCUCCGAUGUGUCGGCUCUUGCUGCCAAAGCGAGAGAAGGCAAACUACAGCCGCAUGAGUUCCAGGGUGGUACAUUCACAAUCUCUAAUUUGGGGAUGUUUGGCAUCAAGAACUUCUCAGCGAUCAUCAACCCUCCCCAGGCCUGUAUCCUCGCCGUCGGGGGCUCAGAGAAACGGUUGAUGCCUGCUGAUAAUGAGAAAGGGUUCGACGUAGCCAGCAUGAUGUCAGUGACGCUGAGCUGCGACCACCGGGUGGUGGACGGGGCAGUCGGCGCGCAGUGGCUCGCUGAGUUCCGCAAGUUCCUGGAGAAACCCAUCACCAUGCUGUUAUGAUUGGACUGUACUGCCAUUAAACUGCAGCAACAGGCCGAGGCCUCUCACUGAAGUGAUCUGACUGGUCUAAACCGGUCUUGAUCCUCCUGUGAUUGGCUGACCUGCCGCCAGGUCACUCCCAGUUACCCUGAAGGGGAAGAGGCAGAACUCACUCUGCUUACCUGUCUGUCUCGCUGUCUUUCCUGUCUAUCUUUCUCUCCUCUCGCUGAGUCUCACUCAUAUUCUAUUUAUUGAGGCCCCAUCUCAUGAAAGACCAGAAUUAGGUAUAAUUUAUCCUAGAAUAGAUACUGGCCACAUGUCGCUAAAACACUGAUAAUAUUUUACAAAGGGAAGUGUUACAUGUCCAACCAGCGAGAAUAUUUAUCCCAAAACUUACGUGUGUGUGUUUCUACACACUUUCAUCUGUGAUUUUGUGUGAAUGUGAUAAAGACAACAGGAAGUGCAGCUUUUUGUGGGUUUAAGGGUUAAAGGGUUGUCACAGAGUCCAGAUCUAUGCUCACACAAACCUGUCCCUGUUCAGUGGCCACACACACACACACAAUUGAAAUAUUGAGUGUGUUUUCUGUGCGUUGAUGCUACAGUGUGUAUAUUCUUCACUGUGGGAUGAACACAGUACUGUGUGUAUAUAUAUAUAUAUAUAUGGUGGUGUGCUCUGAUGAGGCCUCACCAUAUAAUGAAAAUUCGUGUACAGACCUGAAUGAUAACACUCUUAAAAGAAAUACUGAACGGUUUUGCCAAUUCUCUCAUAAGUGGGGAUGUUUUAUUUUCUAGUCUCAGCGUAAAACACUUACCUUUGAAUUGUUCUGUAUUACACAGCUGGAACGCACAAAGCGCGAUGUUAUUUGUUGUUUGAAUAAAUUAGAAGUCAACCUUG